GAUACUGAAAUCAAAUUACUAUGAAGAAGAAUAUCAUUUAGCCUGCAUAUGUAAUCUUAAUCACAUGAAGGAGGAAAAAAAACAUUUAGCCUGCAUAUGUAGCAGUAUGCUCCCCAUGUUUCACACUACAAUUUCAUUAAAGGAGACAUAAUAUAAUUUUUGCAUAAUUCAAUUUACCACUGUCAUACAAGAAAAUUUUACCACUGUCAUACAAAACAACUCUCCAAUUCUCAAUUCCUUGAUCUGACUGACUGACAUGAAUAUUACUUGGAAAGGAGUCAUAAGAUUAAAUUGAUUUUUUAUUUUUUAAAACACGUGCUCAUGUCUUCAAAACUGGUCAAUUCGAGUUUUGUGGUUUAAUAACUACUCGUAUUCAAUCCUCAUGGUUAUUAAUUCAAGCUUUAGUUCAAGCCAAUACUAAUAAUCAUAAUAUAAAAUAAGAAAGGAACUCACUUCAAACAAAUUCCUUUGGUUUUGCAUACAGGUCAAGCCAUACUCUAGAUUUUGGGCUCUAGAGUACCAGUUUUAAGUUCAGGUAUUUUUGUUAUGGCCUUCGGAUUAGUAGAUCUAUUUGUCUGUAGUAUUUGAUUUUAAGCUCAACUCUUUUUUUUGCUUAAUUCUUCUUCUUGGUUUUUUUUUUUAAAUUUUUUUAUUAUUUUAUUAAUUUUUAUGAUCACAGAGAACCUCGAAUAGAUAUGGAAAGAGAAGUCAGAGAUGUAGUUUGUUUUUGUCGUUGCGGCGGAAAAAAAGUAAUAAAAGAAAAUAGUAGCAUUAUGUACGUAGGUGGUGUUACGGAUGCUAUUGCAAUAAAGACGAAUAUGACGUUUGAAGCCUUCAAAGAAAUAUUGUGCCAACAAUUUUUGAUUGAUUUUCAUGGAAAAGUGAUAUGGUAUACUAGCAAAAUGGACAAGACUGAACUCUUGUGAUUGUCUAAUGAUCUUAGUAUGAAGGCAAUGUUUAUAGUAAAUGACAACACAGUCGAUAUUUAUAUUGAUGAUGGAAUGGUGGUUAGCCAAGAAUCCUUUCCUAAUCCAAUCAACUUGAGGACACCAAAUGAAGAUUGUGACAACUCUUAAUUGUUGAACAAUGACAUUAUCGGCUCUAGUUUGCAAGAAUCUGCUUCUGUGCUGUGUCAAAAUACUUAUAGACAUGUUCAAAAACUUAAAGGGGAAGGACAACUAUUCGAAAGCCCAAAUGCCUUCAAAGACGCAAUUACUCUAUUUGCAUUUACCAAUCGCUUUGCUUUCAAGUACAUGAACAAUAGUCGUACAUAUUAUAGGAUUAAAUGCAAGGUUGACAACUGUCCAUGGAAAUUAACAGCUGGAUGUGAAGGGGAAUCCGACACUGUAAGGGUGAAAAGAUUUAAAAAUGUUCACACGCAUACUGUACAAGAUGUAAGUUACUUCAAACCAGUUGUGCGUUCAAAGGAUUUAGGAAGAAUUGUGAUGAAUAAGAUUCGAGAAACCCCUUCUUAUUUUCCCAGACAAAUUAGCAAAGAUUUUAAGAAUGAUUUUCGAAUUAAAAUAAAUUACAUGCAAUCUUGGAGAACAAAGGAACACGCAAAAGAAGCCAUUGAUGGGAAGCCAGAGGAUAGUUAUAAGUUGGUUCCUUGGAUGUGUCAACGACUGAGGGAAUCUAUGCCGGGCACUAUUGCAAAAUGGACAUGCACAGAAGAAGGAAAAUUUAAACAAUUAUUUGUAUCGUAUCGAUGCUCAAUAAGAGGCUUUGAAGUUGGUUGUAGACCUAUUUUAUCCAUUGAUGCUUGUUACUUGAGUGGCAAUUACAAGGGCACACUACUUGGCGCCACUGGGUAUGAUACUGAUGAGGGGUUGUAUCCUUUGGCAUAUGCAGUAGUUUCUGGAGAAACUGAUGAGGACUGGUUGUGGUUUUUACAAAAUGUGAAAGAAGUCAUAGGAGGGCGCAUUGUAACUAUCAUAACAGAUAGAAAUUCAAGCCUAAUCAGUGGGGUUAGAGAUGUCUUUGGUUCACAGUGUCACUCAUGGUGUCUUCGGCACCUAAUGGAGAAUUUUACAAAAUUUAUGAAUAGUAAGAGUGGCUUGAAAUUGCGUGGUUCAUCUAAGGAUACAGCAAAAAAGUUUCUUAAUAAGAUUGCAUAUGCAAGAACAACAGAGACGUGUGAAAAAGCAUUACAAAAAAUGGCUAGUUUUCGAAAGGAGUUGUUUGAUUGGGUGUCAGAAAAUGGACCAGAACAUUGGGCGAAUACUCUUUUUCCAUUGCCGCGUUGGGAUAUCAUGUACACAAACCAAGCAGAAUCCUUUAAUGCUUGGGUUAGAGAGGAGAGACUAUUGUCGAUUAUGAGGCUAAUGGACGGUCACUUAACAAGACUCACUGAGUUUUUAUACAGAAAGAAGAUGGAAACUGAAAGGUGGCCAAACCCUGUAGGACCGAAUGUUGAGGAUAAAAUGAAGAAGAGACAGCUAGCUGCACAUGGGUUUUCAUGCAUGCCUUUGGUCCUACGGAGUGUACAGUUUAUGAUUUAAAGAAACGAGGGUUCAAGGCUGUGUUUGGCAAAGAAUCUUUUUGUAGCUGUAUGGAAUGGACUAUGAGUGGCAUCCCAUGUGCACACGCCUGUUGUGCUAUUGAGGCAUACUCUCUUAAUAUUUAUGACAUGGUUGAUCCAUAUUUGAGGGUUGAAAAGCAACGUGAAAUUUAUGAAGAAGUUAUGUCACCUGUUCUAACGCAUGACAUGCCAAUUCCAGAUGAAAUUGAUAGCAUAAUGCCAUUGCCUAUUGAGGUGAUGAACAAUGCGUCUACUUCUAGCUCUCUUAGACCUCCAUCUGUUAGGCGUCCUCCUGGUAGGCCUCGUACAAAAAGGAUUGAAUCACAAUUUCAGGACAAUAACAUUAUUAUACAUUGCUCUCGAUGUGGUGAACCAAGACAUAAUAGGCGAAAUUGCAAAGCACCACUGGCAGGAUAAAUUAUUGGUCGUUGAUCAUAUCUCAUCACAAAAAUGUGGUCUCUUCGUUUUAUUUAGUGAUCUAAUUUUUUUUCACUUUUAGAAAAAUAAAAAUAGUGAACGAAUUUUUUAUUUGUAUGGCAAAUUUAUGUGUCAAUGGACUAU
Molecule: messenger RNA, 3082 nt
Organism: Cornus florida
Lineage: Eukaryota; Viridiplantae; Streptophyta; Magnoliopsida; Cornales; Cornaceae
Exons: 2
Coding region: 1254-2501 (415 amino acids)
Source: RefSeq, a predicted model, not a curated record